CAAAGACAGACAUUGAAACGGUAAACACAUCAUGCAAAUCCGCUUGAGGCAGCUGCGCAGCUGUGACGGCGGCGUCAGCUGAAGCCAGCGUCUCGGUCUCAAGGUGAACCAGCAGCUGAGAGAACGAGAACCAGAACGAGAACGAGAACGAGACGAGAGAGCGAAAGCGAAACGGUAAAAGAGCGAGAGCGAGAGCAGAGAGCGAGCGACGCAAGCUUUGCAGCGAACGAAGCCCUGCCGUGCCGUGGAAGUGCAGCUGCAUUCGUGUUCCAGCUGCAGACGAGAGUGGAGACGCCGACACGAACGAGUCGCGAGACGAUCGCGAGCGGAGAUCGAAGUGCAACAAAGAACGAGAGCAGGCAGCAGUACCGUUUGUUGAACUCUCGCUUGAACCUCAACGCAAAAGUGAUCCCAAAACAAAAAAGAGUUAGAACAACCAGACAAAAAGGGCUGUUCAAAUGACUGCUUGAUUGAUUUGCCAGCAGCAAACCCCUCCCAGCCCAUAGCCCCCGAUCCGACCCGCCCCGCCCCGCCCGUCCGUCCUCCGCUCAGGUGCAUCAUGUGCAGUGGGAAAUUCUUUCGCAUGCCCACCCUUGCCAUCUGCGGCGUUGUGCUGACCAUCAUUUUGGUCUGCAUCACGGGCAUCACCCUGACGAACAGCAUCAACAUUUCGAACAUUGUGAAGCUGCGCGAGAAGGUGGCCAGCGAUUCGGCGGCCGCCAAUGGGGGCCAUCAGGCGGCCCAGACCCGGGCGGCACUGGUCGAGCAGCAGUACUCGACGCUGCAGCAGCAUCAACUAUCGCAAAGCGAUCUCAACUACAUAUCGGCAUCCACGCAUCCAAAGAAUCUGCAGCGACCAUUGCAACAGCAGCUGCCACAGCAGCAGCAGCAGCAGCAGAAGGCCAAUAAAAUUGUGAUUGAAAUCGGGUUAAGGAGCGCCAAUGACAGUGCCAGUGGCAAAGCAGCCAGUGGGAGUGCCAGUGGCAGUGGCAGCGGCAGCGGCAGUGCAUCUGGUAGUGGAAACAUGCCACUGGGCAUGCCGCAUAUGCUGGAGGCAGCCGAGGCCCUGAUGGAGGGCAAUGUCGAUUCCAUAUCAUUGCCGGCAGCAGUGCCACUUGUGGCGGCAGCGCCGCCAUUUGAAAAGAGCACCAAUGGAAAUGGAAAUAAAAGAAGCACUGGAAACAGUCCUAGAAGCAGUCCCACAGAGCAAAGCAAUGAAUGGAGGAGCACUGGAGGAGGAGGCGUCAAUGGAAAUGACACUGGCAAUCCCAGAGGCGGCAACAUCGUGAUGGAUAUCCGGGAUCACAAUCCAGGGGGCAUACAGUUCGAGCGACGCGCCCACGUCAAGCAGAUGAUGGAGCAUGCCUGGCACAACUACAAGCUGUAUGCGUGGGGCAAGAACGAGCUGCGUCCGCUGUCACAGCGGCCGCAUUCGGGCAGCAUAUUCGGCUCGUACGAUCUGGGAGCGACAAUCGUCGAUGGCCUGGAUACGCUGUAUAUUAUGGGGCUGGAGAACGAGUACCGGGAGGGGCGUGACUGGAUCGAGCGCAAGUUCUCGCUGGACAACAUCAGUGCUGAGCUGAGCGUGUUCGAGACGAACAUCCGGUUCGUGGGCGGCAUGCUGACCCUGUACGCCUUCACCGGGGAUCCGCUGUACAAGGAGAAGGCACAGCAUGUGGCCGACAAGCUGCUGCCCGCCUUCCAGACGCCCACGGGCAUACCCUAUGCCCUGGUCAACACCAAGUCGGGCAUGGCCAAGAACUAUGGCUGGGCAUCGGGCGGCAGCUCGAUCCUAUCGGAGUUCGGUACCCUCCAUCUGGAGUUUGCCUAUCUGAGCGACAUCACCGGCAAUCCGUUGUACCGCGAACGGGUCCAGACCAUCCGGCAGGUGCUCAAGGAAAUCGAGAAGCCAAAGGGGCUGUAUCCCAACUUCCUCAAUCCGAAGACAGGCAAAUGGGGACAACUUCACAUGUCGCUGGGCGCGUUGGGGGACAGCUACUACGAGUACUUGCUGAAGGCCUGGCUCCAGUCGGGACAGACGGACGAGGAGGCGCGCGAGAUGUACGACGAGGCAAUGGUGGCCAUCAUGGACAAGAUGGUGCGCACCAGUCCCAACGGACUGACGUAUGUGUCCGAUCUCAAGUUUGAUCGCUUGGAGCAUAAGAUGGACCAUUUGGCCUGCUUCUCGGGCGGCCUGUUUGCCCUGGGGGCUGCCACGCGCCAGAACGAGCACAGGGACAAGUACAUGGAGGUGGGCAAGGGCAUCACAAACACUUGCCACGAGAGCUAUAUUCGAGCGCCCACACAACUGGGACCCGAGGCAUUCCGCUUUAGCGAUGCUGUGGAGGCCCGGGCACUUCGGUCCCAGGAGAAGUACUAUAUACUGCGUCCGGAGACCUUUGAGAGCUACUUUGUGCUGUGGCGGCUCACGCACGACCAGAAGUAUCGCGACUGGGGCUGGGAGGCGGUGCUGGCCCUGGAGAAGCACUGCCGCACGCCCCAUGGCUAUUGCGGCCUGCGUAAUGUCUACCAGCCGGAGCCCCAGAAGGAUGAUGUGCAGCAGAGCUUCUUCCUGGCCGAAACACUAAAGUAUCUGUACUUGCUGUUCUCGGAUGACUCGGUACUGCCGCUGGACGAAUGGGUGUUCAACACGGAGGCGCAUCCGCUGCCCAUCAAGGGGGCCAACCAGUACUACCGGCAGGCGCCCGUCACGCUGCCCGUCUCCAAUGCCUCAUAAGAGGCCCGACACUACUGGCAGCUGCUUCUCUUGUCUAUAGCAAUGCACUUUACUUAGCUCUUUAUAUACACUAUAUAUGUACGUAGUAUAUACUAGGUAUAUAAAUCACUCCUUUUUUUUUUGUUUUUUGUUUAAGUUUUAAGCUAGUUUACAACGUAAUGACAACCACAAUUACAUAGGGCAAAACAAAAGAAAGGAAACGAAAAUGAAAAUGUUAUCUCUAGCAGGCACAUGGGCAAACCACACACAAAAAACAAACGAGAAACUUUCAAUGUAACAUAUUUAUCAAGCUAACUUAUUGUAUCCGCGUCUUGUGCGGAGGGAUAUACAUGUAUCGUAGUUAAUUGUAGCUGUCUUCAGACACAAUUUGACAGGGGGCCUCAAACCCCAAGACCCCAAAACUUUCCAUCUCAAGACGAAGCUGAUGAAUGAUGAAUGAUAAACGAUGAUGUAGACGUAAACAAAAACUACACUUGAUAUUACAAAUUGAUAUCUAAGACGAUAUAUGUAUGAUAUACAUAUAUGAGAUAUAUAUAUAUAUAUGUAAAUGUUAAACUCAGGUGUUCUAAUUAUUCUAAUUUUCCUUGCGUACUCAAGGCUCUUUCUCUCCAAGCAACCAACUAACUAGAACUAGAACUAGACAGACUAGUGAAAGUAAUCUAUCGUAUCUAACUCUCAAUCAUUCUACACGCAAUUUUCGAUCUAUGACUAUAUCUUUUCGAAUGCUAAUGUAACAUACGAGUGCAGGCAUUUCUUGGAUGAAAACUCUUGCUCUAAUUUCCAAACUUUGUUUUGUAAAUAUUUCACUUUCACUCGCAAAAUGAAGGGCAUCUCCGGAUGAAAAUAAAAAUGGAGCAUAAAAAAAUCUAAUUGAUAUUUAUAUGUGUAAAAAUAUAAAUAUAAAUCUAAAUCUAAAUAUAUUUUAACAUAUAUUUAAUACCUAGUGUUUAUUUUUUAGCCUAAAUAUUUACGGAAUAUGUUUAGAAAUAAGAUAUAGAAACUAGCUUACUUUAUGAGGGCAACAAUUUAACGCAAAAUACCUUAAAUCCAGAACAUCAAACGAAUAGAGUCGUAAAUUAAAUAUAAUAUAUAUAUGUAUACAUCUCUAUGUUUGUAUUUAAUUAAAUCAAAUAACACGUAGGCAAUUGUUAAAGUAAACUAAUUAUACAAAGGCACGAGCGGUAAGAGUGGUAACAUAAUUUUCAAACAAAAUGUAAAGGUUUUUAUAAUCUUAACCAUCAUUAAUAAUUGUAAUCGUAAUCAUAGGUCUAAGCAUCCCACACACACAAACACAUGGUAGGUGUUUUUGAUUAGGCAUUUUUUUUUUCGUGCAGGUGAUUUAAACAGACAACAUUUAAUUUCAUUAAAAAAUAAUAUAUCGCAACAAUCGCAGAAUAAUAAACUAUAAAAUCAAUAACAAAAAAACAAUUUUAGGGCAAGAUUAGAUUAAUCUAAAAGCAUAAAUUAAAAAGAAAAUCAAGAAAAUAUCAACUGAAAAAAACACUAAUUUUAAUCGAAAGGUGAAAUAAUAAACUAAACGUAAAAACUAAAUGUAAAUUUUCAAUGUUGAAAAACGAGCUUUAAAAGAAUAAAUUUAAAAGAAUCGAAUCUUAACAGAAAUAACAAACCGAUUAAAAGAAA
Drosophila pseudoobscura is the source of this 4378-nucleotide messenger RNA. It is a transcript of the gene alpha-Man-Ia, whose product is annotated as alpha-Mannosidase class I a. The coding region runs from base 560 to 2737 and encodes 725 amino acids. Gene Ontology annotation, molecular function: calcium ion binding; mannosyl-oligosaccharide 1,2-alpha-mannosidase activity. The record is from RefSeq and is a predicted model, not a curated record. Gene Ontology annotation, cellular component: endoplasmic reticulum; Golgi membrane. NCBI's taxonomy places the organism in Eukaryota, Metazoa, Arthropoda, Insecta, Diptera, Drosophilidae. The transcript is spliced from 6 exons. Gene Ontology annotation, biological process: mannose trimming involved in glycoprotein ERAD pathway; carbohydrate metabolic process.